Molecule: messenger RNA, 5954 nt
Organism: Loxodonta africana (African savanna elephant)
Lineage: Eukaryota; Metazoa; Chordata; Mammalia; Proboscidea; Elephantidae
Product: growth-regulated protein homolog gamma-like
Exons: 4
Coding region: 129-443 (104 amino acids)
Biological process (GO): defense response; chemotaxis; immune response
Cellular component (GO): extracellular region
Molecular function (GO): chemokine activity
Source: RefSeq, a predicted model, not a curated record
GCCCCGACCGUGGAUAAAAGGAGUUCGCGGGGCUUGGAGCCGCACAGCCCGAAUCACAGGCAAGCAGCCUUCCUCGAGCCACCUUCUCGCUCCAGGCACCGCCGCCCCGACUCUCCGAGCCGAGCACCAUGGCCCGCACCGCGCUCCCCGCCGCUCCCCGUCUCCUCCGGGUGGCGCUGCUGCUUCUGCUCCUGGUCGCCGCCGGCCGGCGCGCAGCUGGGGCGCCCAUGGGCUCCGAACUGCGCUGCCAGUGCGUGAAGACCGUGCAGGGGAUCCACCUCAAGAACAUCGCAAGUGUGAAGGUGACGCCCCCGGGACCCCACUGCGCCGAUACCGAAGUCAUAGCCACUCUCAAGAAUGGGCAGGAUGUUUGUCUCAACCCCACAGCCCCCAUGGUUAAGAGAUUCAUCGAAAAGAUGCUAAACAAGAAUGGCACCAACUGACCUAGUGAGAAGGAGGAAACCCAGAGAAGACUGUUCCUGAAGGAAGUUCUAGCCUUAGAGGAACCAAAGAGAAAGAAGAGAAACAAAUGGCUCCUAAGGAGACCUGGACUGUGCUUAAUGUGUUUGACUGUUUUCAAUGAGUUCUGUUUAUUUAUAUAAGUAUUUAUUUAUUUAUCUUUCAAAAUUUCUAUUUUAAUGUUUUACUUGGUAUUUAAAGAUAUAAAUUUGUUUGGUGAUUCACUGUACAGUUAUUUUUAAAGUUUAUUUUUAUAGUAAGUUCAGUCCUGGCUGUUACUUACUUUGAAGAUGAUGAGUUUUAAAUGUCUUCAAUCAUUAAAUUAAUAUUUUGGGGGAGCCCGCAGUAUGCCACUGUGAUAGAGGCUGGAGGCACAUUGUGGGAGAUGCAAGCACAUAGAUGGUUAGGAUAAGGGAAUGUGUGUACAAACAUCUAUGUUUGUAACUGUUUAGAAGAAUGUCAGUUGUUAUUUAUUGUUGUUCCACAGUAUGUGGUCAACAUUUCACAGUUGCUGUUUCACAGUGAACAUUUCAGAUGUUGAAACUUUGAAAACUACACUGUUAUAAAUAUCCUUUGGACAUUUUAUGUCUUCCCUUGUAAGGCAUAAUGCCUUGUUUAGCAUAAAUUAUGCAAUGUUUCUUUGUGUCUUGGAAUAGAGAUGUUUGAAAUAUUUAUUGAUUAUUUUUAAAAUAAUAUGAAAAUAAAGCUUUUACAAAAAUAUCGUGCUUAAGUUGUGUUUUGUAUGUCUUGGCCUUUUGUUCUUCCUGAGUACCCAAGGUGCUGUACAUUUUUAACAGUCUGUAGGGCAUGCCCAUUUAAAGCCUGCUACUUUUUUUUUUUUUUUACUGGUUGCCACUUCCCUUGUUUCUCUCUUCCAGAAGGUAUACUUGAUGUUUUUUCAAAGUCCAUGCAAGCCCCUUCCUUGAGGAUCCCUGUUUUACAUAAAAUAUUUAUUUCUUUUCACUAUAAUCAACUUGUUAUACAAUUCUAGUACUUUAAAUAAGAGCUCUCAUUUAAAUUAAUUUGUUAAAUAGCUUUUCAAACAAUUAUGCGUUCUUUUUCCCUGAAUGAAGCUGGGAGCUAAACUGUACUAAAGUUAUUUCUUUCUCAGAACUUAAUUUGUACACUAAAAAAAACACUAGGGGGGGAAAAGUAAGAAAAAUGAGUCUCAGGGUACUUUGCUUAUGUAAAGCUCUAAUUGAGAAAGUUUCACCUUCGUGAAAGGAUAAAGAUCACCAGGUUUAAUGCUGUUGAGUGCUUCACACGCAUGGUGAUAUUUUACUUCUCCAGCUUUUUCUUCCACUUAAUCAGACAUUCUCUAAACCUGUAAACUUCAGUUUAACAUUGCCCCAGUUUGGCAGAAUCAUGUCCAGAUUCCAAGACAGAAACAAAGGCUGUCACCUCAGGUACAGAAAGCUCCAAGUCACCUGAAAAAGAGCGCAUUCCAAACUUGUAAAUAUGGAAAGUGUGCCCACGUGUGGGAAGAGCAAGGUAGGGUGUGUGCUUGGCUCUGAUUCAGAACCCAGUUCUGGGCUCCUGAGCCUUCAUUUAUAGCCUUCAGCAGAGGAAAGAGGGCUGGGUUGGUGGCCUGAAGACCUGGGCUCAUGUGCAGGCUUGUCCUAAGCAUCUAUAUGACUUUGGGCAGGAAACAAUUUGCCUAAACCUCCAUUUUCCUCCCCUGAAUAAUAAAUUUAAUAGUCUCUUCAUAACUCCAAUGUUAUUUGUUCAGAAUGAAUGAGAUAAUUAGAUGGCCAAGCAAUUUGUAAGCUGUACAAUGAUAAAUAAAUGCAAAACAUUCUGGAAGUUGCAUAAAUGCCGGCACUGAUUCCCUAACCCCAAGUCAGGCCUAACCCCAAGUCAGGGACAAAUAUUUUAGGCUGUAGGAAAAUAAAAUGUCCCUGGAUUCCUCAGCAUUCCUGUAUAAGGUCCUAGCCUCCUGAGACUCCUGACAUGCUAUGAGAACUAGAUCUGGAGCCAUUUGUCUAGUUAAUUGCUCUGACCCUAAAGAAUAAUAAAAUGUCUUUCAUUUCCCCUGAGAGGGCCAAAUGGUCAUAGCCAGGACUAGGUCCCUAGUAUAAGCCCCAAAGUGUUUAGGGAGACUGGAGCACUACCUCCCUAGGCACUUACAUGUAAAAAAAAAAAUUAAGCUACAUAAUGUGGAGUCAUCUUUAGAUGAUAAAAGUAGGGGGCUAUCUCUCAUUGGAGAGAUAUUAUUUCCAUAGUAAGGGACUUAGAACUCAAGACCAUUAUGUUUCCAAGGAGACUCUUUUAGGAGUACAGUAGGACAAUUAACCUGGCUUUCACUAUAUCACCCCAGGGGUAAGACUUGGGGUGUGCUGGGGGUGACACACUUACUCACUGUAAUUAAUGAGAAAAGUGUCCCUAAUCCAUAAUACCCCAUGUGUGCAAUCAGGAUAAAAUUUUAAAAUAUGAAUAAUAAAAACUCAUACUCAACACAAGGUGUGUUAACUUGGGACACGGAAAGAAGGACAAAGGAGAUGAAGUCAUCUCACAGGGUGGUUGAGAACAUCGGCUGUGAAGAAGCAGACCGACCUAGCGGUAGAUUCCUGCUCUAACACCUUCUAACUCUGGAUCUAAGGCCAAGUUUCUUGAUUAAUCUAACCUCCUUUUUACAGUUGUUACCAGAAUUACACAUUAUAACGAGUAAAGUGCUAAGCAAUGCCGGGAAGAUGGUGGUGGCUCCAGAAUUUCUGAGACAAAGGGUGAAGCAAUCUGAUUUUUUAAGGGAAGAGAUGGCAGUGUAUUAGCUUCCUAUUGCUGCUGUAACAAAUUACCACAAAUUUGGUGGCUUAAAACAACAUAAAUUUAUUCUCUUAAAGUUCUGAAGGUCUGAAGUCUGAAAUCAGUUUCACAGGGCUAAAGUCAGAGUGUUAGCAGGGUUGACUUCUUCUGGAGGCACCAUGGAAAAAUCUGUUUCCUCUGACCUUUCCAGCUUCCCAAGGCCAUAUAUAUCUUUUUGCUCAUGGUCCCCCUCAUCCAUCUUCAAAGCUAGCAGUGAAGCAUUUUUAAAUCUCUUUCUCUCUGUUCCUUGGCUUCUGUCACAUCACCUCUGUCUGACUCUGACUCCUCCUGCAUCCCUUUUAUAAGGGCCCUUGUGAUUACAUCAGUACCACCCAGGAUAAUCUGGGAUAAUCUCCCCAUCUCAGGAGCCUUAAUCACAUCUGCAAAGUCUCUUUUACAAUGUAAAGUAACACAGCCACAGGUUCUAGGGAUUGGGACAAGGACAUCUUUGGGAAUCAUCUAGCCUACCACAGAGGGCUUCAAGUUUAGUGUCCAAAGCCCUUUCCACCAGACUAAAAAAAUGUACGUAUUAUAGAAGGGAAAUUGGAGAUUGUGGAGGACUCCAAAUGGUGCCAGUACUGGCUAAAGCUCAAUAAAUGAAACUAAAAUCAGACUUAGGUAUUGUUUUCAGACUGGUAAUGUAAAGUUCCAAAGUGAACCAAAAAAAAACAAAAGGUUUAUUACAUAACUGUAGGGAAAACACGUGUGGCCAGAAAAACAAGAGGAAGGUCCAGGUGAAAAACAUGGACAGGUUCCCUAGGUCUGUGUUUGUUAUUGACCCUCUGGAUUGCUCCCAUAGGCAUCAACUCAUUCCUGGAGCAUGCGAAAAUGGCACAUAUGUGUAUCACAUUAAAUUGUCUGUGAGACUUUGGAGUACAGGGUAGCCCUCCAUUAAGAACAUCAGGGCAGGGGGUAACACACAGAGAGGUUUGAGGGGAUGAUCACAGGGUGACAAGAGAAGGAAAGGGAUAUUCUCCGCAUUAGCACACCAUAUGACCAUGUGCCUUUGAGAGGCCAUCAGGAAAUAGCAAUGGCAGCAGUGUCUGAGGUUUCCUGGGCAAAGGAGCCAGAGAGGGAGAGCAAGAAUGAUGGAUGACUCACUCUGUGAUUAUGACGACUCAUUUGAGAAUUCUUAUGAAAUAUUUUAUUCUCUAGAGACUUUCAAAACCAACUGGUGGAAUGUGAGGGAUGGGAGAGAUGGAGGUUUCUGCAAUGGUGGGAUGGGGAAAUAUUUUCUCUGCUGGUACAUAAAAAUUAUGAGAGAAAGAGUCCUGUUUCAUCCUGGUUCCCCAAAAAACAGAGCCUGAGACAAAGCCCAUGUACUACUACUUUAUUAAGGAACUCAGUUCCAGGGAAGCAGGGGUGAGGAUAAAGGUAAGUGAAUUAGGAAAGAAAGGAAAUCUAAUAUGAAGAUGUAUUACUGGCCACCACUAAGUGUAACUCAUUGCUUCAUUUUGGAAGAAUGAAGCCAUAUAAACUGCAUCCCAUUCAGUUUGCAUGGGGAGAGGAAAAUGUUUAACCCACAUAGGGUUAACCCUCUCACUUUUCUGAGUUGCCCAAGAGUGGACAGGAAGUAGGAGAUGCAUAGCAUGGAGCAAGAGUGGGUUGUGCCUGCCAAAAGUGGGUCACAGAGUUCAUGCAGACUUGGUUGGGUCUGGGGGCAGAACAAGUGAACAAAAGCCCUGAAGACAUGUGAGAACAAAAGCAUCUAAAAUGUUAUAUAAGACAUAUCUGAUAUCAAGUCUUACAUCAGCUGAAGAGAACCACUGGGCUUCUCUAUGUUGAAGCAGUGUGACUGUGGCAGGUCAGCUCAGCUGUUUAGAGAAGCAUGCUGAUAAGAUCAUGGUACAGUUUUCCAGCCAGUCAGUCACCUCAAACAUGCAUGUGACACUGUCUGAGAGUGUGAGGAUGAAGAGUUGUUAUUGUUCUUAGCUGCCAUUGAGUUGUCCCCCAACUCAUGGUGACCCCAUGCACAAUGGGAUGGAACCAUUGUGAUCCAUAGGGUUUAUAUCGGCUGAUUUUUUGGAAGUAGAUCACCAAGCCUUUCUUCCUACUCUGUCUUAGUCUGGAAGCACCACUGAAACUUGUUCAGCAUCACAGCAACAUGCAAGCCUCUACAGAGUCUUCCUUUGACAGUCUCUUCUUGUGUAAAUUUCUCUGAUUCUCAUGAUGAAGUAUUGCCCUUCCUCUGUGAAGGCUAUCUAUGUUCCUUACUCAACAUGUAGUUCCUUUGUCAGUGUUGGAAAUGGGUUUCCCUAAUUUAUCCUCAAGGGAGACCAGGGUUCAAUUCCCAGCCAUUGUAUCUCAGCAGCUGGAGAAGCAAUUCUAUCACAUGCUUGAAUUCAUUGAUAAGGGAUCAAUCUAAGGGGCCAUGUUAUAUGGUAGACUUUUCGUUCUGCAGACAUUAUAAAACUGACACAAAACAAGAAACUGGUGUUCCAAGACUUGAGGACUAGGGAGUCAAAAGUCACCCAACCAGUAGAGCACCAGCCCCUGAUUUAUUUUCUUGGCCAUACUCAGAAUCUGAAAGUUGAAGCAUGGUUUCAUGGUAUCUGUGCUAGAAUGCUUCAAAACCCUGGGUGAGAGCAGCCUGCUAGCCCGUUCCUGGGACCUUAUCUUAACCUGAUGCAGCAGUACACAGGCAAGGAACUGCCAGAAACUCCAUUCACCUGUGUGUACGGUACUUUUGCAAA